Messenger RNA from Saxophila tyrrhenica, 1053 nucleotides. RefSeq lists its product as uncharacterized. The transcript is spliced from 2 exons. Gene Ontology annotation, molecular function: glycosyltransferase activity. Lineage: Eukaryota; Fungi; Ascomycota; Dothideomycetes; Mycosphaerellales; Extremaceae. The record is from RefSeq and is a predicted model, not a curated record. The coding region runs from base 1 to 1053 and encodes 350 amino acids.
AUGCUAGCUUCGCUAUUACCCAGGUCGCUGAAGAAGAGCAUCCCAUACCUGACCCUCCACGUAAACGAAAAUAUGGCGAACUCGACAUCAGAUGGAACGGCUUCCCAGGUCAACCCCAACCCAGAGCGAGCGGUUGACAGUCCCAAGGUCUGGACAACCCUCAUAACGAACACAGCCUACCUCUCAGGUCUCCUCACCCUCGAUGCUUCCCUGAAAUACGCCGGCUCGAAGUACCCGCUCGUCGCGCUGUACACCGACAGCUUCCCGUCUGAAGGCAUCGAAGCGCUCGACAGGCGGAGGAUCCCACGCAAGCGCAUCCCGUAUCUCCUACCGUCGACACAUAAAGACUUCACGAACGAUCCGCGGUUCUAUGACUGUUGGAGUAAGCUUACGCCGUUCAGUCUGAUGGAGUAUGAGCGGGUGGUACAGCUGGAUAGCGAUAUGCUGUGCUUACAGAAUAUGGACGAGCUGAUGGACAUCCCGUUGGAUUCAGUAGAGGAGAAGGGGGAAGGGAAGAGAGUGUUUGCCGCGAGCCAUGCAUGUCUGUGCAAUCCUCUCAAUAAACCGCAUUAUCCGAAAGAUUGGAUACCGAAGAACUGUGCUUUCACCGCGCAGCAUGACAAACCAGAGCAGGCGCAGGUGGAAGGCGCACCGCCGGACCUGGGAAUCACGAUGCCGAACGGAGGCUUGCAGGUCGUUGUGCCUUCCACCCCGGUGUACGAGAAGAUUGUCUCUGCGCUGUCGGACGAGAAGACAGGAAGCUACGACUUCUCUGACCAGAGUCUGCUGGGAGAUGUCUUCCACGGAAGGUGGGUGGCGCUGCCGUACAUUUACAACGCGCUCAAGACAAUGCGGUGGAAGGGUGUGCAUGAUGCGAUAUGGCGGGAUGACAGGGUGAAGAAUGUCCAUUACAUCCUGUCGCCGAAGCCGUGGGAUGAAACCGAGGAGGACAUCAAGAAGGAAGGCAGGGAUGGAGCGAAUCAGUGGUGGUGGGAUGUCAACUCAAAAAGAAAGGAGGAAGAAAGAAAGAAGGGAAUCGACGACCGGUUCUGA